GUGAGUCCGAGUGCGACUGCUACGUGGGUCGGUCGGUCGUCUUGGGCGCCCGGAGCGCAGAGAGUUGCCGCCGCACAGCUCUACCCAGUCCACUGCGGCCCAGUCCAGCCAACAACACCGCCCGGAUACCCCGUCCACCCGCGCACGCUCUGGCCGCGUUCCAUGGCCUGCUGGCCGCGCCCGCCGGCGCCCCGAAGACGUGUCAACGCCGCCUCGCCAGGUGCAGCGCUGCGGCUCUUCCCCCGGCCCUGCUGAGGAGAAGCGGCCCCGGGGUGGCCCCGUGCAUGGCGCACUCCGCGCGGGGGUCGCCGAGCAGCAGGCGGCAGAGCCGAGGACGACCCCAGACGGGCUCGCUGGUGGCCUGCUGCGCCUUCCUGCCGCUGCUGCUGCUGGGCCAGGUGGCGGCCGAGACCCGCCCGGAGGCCGCGCUCGCCCGCUCGACGGGAGCCUUGUCGUUGGCACCGCCCGCGUCGCUGGCGCUCGCCGGCCUCCCCGCCGCGGACGCACGCAAGAGGGGCGACUACGAUGACUACGAGUACGGCGGCGAGGAUGACGACGGCGACGACGACUACGACUACUACGGCACCAAGCAGAAGAAAAAGAAGAAGAAGCCCGCGGCCGCCGCGGCGCAGCCCAUCGUCCUCAACGAGACCAGCAUGUUCAAGUUCUUUAGCGCGCUGGUGAUGCGCUUCGUGUGGGGCAUCGCAUCGGGUCAAGUCCACCUCCUCGACGCGCUGCAGCCCGGUCGAAUUAUGGCCAAAAACACGAAACAAGUCACAUAA
Messenger RNA from Frankliniella occidentalis (western flower thrips), 782 nucleotides. RefSeq lists its product as uncharacterized. The transcript is spliced from 4 exons. NCBI's taxonomy places the organism in Eukaryota, Metazoa, Arthropoda, Insecta, Thysanoptera, Thripidae. The record is from RefSeq and is a predicted model, not a curated record. Bases 285 to 782 code for a protein of 165 amino acids.